Episyrphus balteatus (marmalade hoverfly) is the source of this 4183-nucleotide messenger RNA. RefSeq lists its product as uncharacterized. The transcript is spliced from 8 exons. The coding region runs from base 1774 to 4059 and encodes 761 amino acids. NCBI's taxonomy places the organism in Eukaryota, Metazoa, Arthropoda, Insecta, Diptera, Syrphidae. The record is from RefSeq and is a predicted model, not a curated record.
CACUUCACCGAAUCCGAUCUCACUUUAGUUUCAAUUUCGUAGUCGUUUCGUAAAGAAGUCAAUUUCUUUUGUGUGUUGGGUCCCUCACAGCCGGUACGUGUGCGUUUCUAUACGAUUUUUUUCCAUCAAGAUGAAAAUUAUGUGAUAUUACCAACAAACCGGGCGUGUAUCUACUUGAAAAAAAUAUUACUUGUUUUUUUUGCUUCUGUUUUCCAUUUCUCUUCUUCACCCAAAAAAAUCCAACUGGAGAAGUAUCUUUUCGAAAAAGAUAUAAUUUUAUAUGAAAAAAAGUAUCUGAUGGAUAACGAUAAGAGGGAAUAUGGUGGUGGUACAAAAUAGUACCUAGUAGUGCAUUAUAUUGGUCUGAUUGAUAUCUUGAAUGAAUUAAAAAAAAAAAAAAUCUAUCUAUCCCAAUAAACGACGAUAGACGGGUUGUUGUUGUUUUGUAUCUAUCUAUCUUUUCUAUCUAUCUUGCGGGUGAAUGUAGUUCAAUUAAGUGCAUAGUAGUUCUCUCCCAAAGCACUUUUUUUCUCUUCUCAUUGUAAUUGCUUAAUUUCCUCAAUUAAGUGGUGUAAUUAUUAAAAUUAUUGAUCUUUUAUUGGAAAAGAUAGAAAUAGAGGAAAAAGAUAUGAAAAAAGUGAUCAAUUUUUGAUUUGAUUUGAAAAAGAUACAAAAGUAUCUUUAAGAAAAGUUUUUUUUUUUUUUUUAAAUCAUCUCUGUGCUGUUUUAUGAUAAAGAAAAUUUUACGCCAAAGAAUCUCUGACUAAGGAAGAACAGAGAAAAGCCAACGAACGAGCUAAAUUAUACAAAAAAAAGGAGAUAACAAUAAAUAACAAAAGCAAUAACAACAACAACAACAAAUAAUAAUAAAAAAUAAGAAAUAUUAUUAAAUGCGGCUCGGGCCAGUCGACUGAACAACAAUUUGUUAAUUAAUUUAAUUUAUUUUUUUUUCUUGAAUAAAAAAAAAAGUUCAAAAUUGUUCUUUUUUUUUUCGUGUUCGUAAAAAGCACGUAAACUGACGAAUUCUCAUUCACCGUCACCGUCGUUUGUCGUUGUGGUUAAUAAUAAUAAUCGUCCGUCAUUGUGUCGUUGUGUCCACAUUAAAACCAGAUAACUUGCUUUUUGCUACUUCAUCCAUUUAUGAGGAACAAUAAAAACAGCUUAUCCUCUCUCCCAUUUCCAUCCACAUAUGAGAGCUGGCUGCAGCGGUACAAGUACAAUCCAUAAUAAGAAAAUCUGUCGUAUUCUUUUUUUCCAUCAGCGAUAGGGAAUACGACUGACGACCACAAACUACGACGAUAAGCCACUUUGGGUCUGACUGUGACUCCAAAAUAAAAAAAAGAUACGAAAGACUGAAAUUGACGGAACGGGACGGACCUCAGGAGGCGGGAGACGCAAAGGGAAUUGCCUACACUGUCCGCAUUAUAAUUAUUACUCUCUGGUGCACUUUAUCGUUUCGUUUUAUGUCGACUUGUGUGAUUGUGAGUCAGAUGUUUUUCUAUCGUACACACAGGUUUGUUGGGAGGGAUCGUUUCUGAUCUAUCUAUACAAUACUUUUGACGAACUAGAUUUGUGUAUCUACUACGACUACGAGCAUUUUUACGGGGCAAUGGAUUUUGGAGUAGUAGCAAGUAUUUCCCCCCUUCUUCGAUUGAAAUAUAAAAAGUGAAAGAUAUACAAAUGUGAAACCGGAAACCGUAUAUCUCAUUUUAAUUCACAAAAAAAAAACAGUACACAGAGGAAAAAAUAUAUAUAAAAAAAAAAAAAAAAAUCAUGGCGUCGUCAUCAUCUUGGUCGUCUUACUAUGCAACAACGAACAACUCUACCAUGGUGAUGUAUUGCAUUUGGACCAUUGCAUGGUUAUGCUUUACGUCAAUUGUUCAGUUUGUUUAUUGUGAUUCAGUGGCGGCGGUAACAAGUGCCGUUCCAGCUGUAGAACCUAUUGUUCCAACAUCAGCAGGUUCUCCUUCUUCACUUGCAUGGAAUCAUUCAACCACACUAUUACUCCACCCUUCACGGAUAACAAGAUCAGUGGAAAAGGAGGAGAAUGAGCUUUCAAGAUUUCCACCACCAAGUCUUGAAAGUAGGAAUUUGAUAGUUAACCCAUCAAAUAGACAGGAUAUCUGCCAAUCGGAUUGUAAAUGUUCCAGCUCUCCGGAUACACAGUUUAUAACAAUUAACUGUGAUUUUAGUGCUAAUAAAAAGCUCAAUAAUAUUUUCGGACCAAAUUUUCUCAUCCCUCGAAAAGCUACUUCUUUGAUUAUUAAACUGGCGCCCGACACAAGUUUACGAAUGGAAAGAGGCUUGUUGCGAGAUAGUCAUAUCAAUCGAUUACUGAUCGAGGGUAAUAUGAUUGAUGGAGAACAAGUUGAAAUCGGUUCUGGAGCAUUUGAGGGUAAUCUUGGACCGUUUCCUGACAUUCAAAUUGUCAAUUGUCAUUCAGUGAUAUUACGUUCGACUGCAUUCUCGGCAGGUGAAUUGAAAUUCAAUAUACGAAGAAGCAACGAUGUGAUAAUUUAUGGCAAUGCAUUUGAAAAUACAAAUGUUAAGGGUAUUUUUAGUGAAAUCAAUGAUUUAAGAAUUGAAGAACAAGCAUUUAAUAAAGCCAAAGCUAAACUGACUAUUAUUUCUUCAAAUAUUGAUAAUCUCUAUAGAUUUGAGGCAUCACUAAGAGAAAUUCUUUUCUUCAAUUGUACUAUUGGAACUGUGAAUAGUGGAACUUUUGAUGUUAUUUCGAUUGAUUCGAUUAAGUUUGAAGAAUGUAAGAUAGGUGUCAUCAAGUCAAGAGCUGUUACAGAAAAGCUUUACAGCAAACAUCUAGCUAUUACGGGAGCAGAAAUUGGAACAAUCGAAAGUGAAGCAAUAUCAGGAAGUGGAAUUAGUGAACUUAUUCUUUCAAAAAACAAAGUUGACAACAUCCAACCAAAUGCCAUCCAUGCCACUGCCAUAAGUGCAACAAUUUACAAAAACAACAUAACCUUUGUCGGUAGCAAAUGGUUGCACGUACGUGAAUGGUCAAACAUAACAAUCCAAGACAAUAUGUUUGGUAUUUUUGGAGGAAUGACAUUGGAAAAGGCAAGUUCCAAAAAUGUAACAUGCCAAUUCAAUGGUAAUUCACUGACCAAACCACUGCGAGGAAGUCUCAAUAUGCCACACCCUUUAUGUCAAAUUCAUGAAGUAUCAAUCAAACGAACAUGCAUGUGCAAUACAUCAUGGCUCGAAGAGUUAUCAGCUCGAGAUCUACGUUCCGAGAGUUAUUGCCAAGUAGACGAGAAAUUGCAAUUCUGCUUCAAUACAACAAUGUUCAAUGUCCUCAAGUACAUCAAUGAAGUUUGCGAUGAGCAAAAGACAACGUUGGAUUGUGUUAAAAAUAGAAACUUACACAGGAUAAACGGUCAGUUUUUUACGCAAGAGGAGCUGGAAAUGCAGGAUGCAGAAAUUCCAAAGAUGGUUUUUAUAGCAGCUGGCGCUAUUACACUGAUAUUGUUGGCUAUUAUAGCCAUGUUUACGGCUAGGCAUUGUGCGAAUAAUAGGAGAAAGAGUGGUAUGACGUCGAAGCACGUUCAUGAGUUCUCUGUGAAUGACCGUCUGGUUAUCGAACAAACUGUGGAAAUAAUCAAAACAAAAUAUCCGCAUAUUCAUAAGCAAGUGAGUGAGUCGACAAAGAGUCUUUUGCGUCAGGAUUUGAGUGAGGAAAAAUGCGUUGAUAUUGUUAGUGGAAUUGUAAAUCUCUUGGGUAGUUGUGAGAAUACGGGGAGAGAUUUUGGGGCUUUCAAUGAGAUUUUGUUGAAACAUUUGGAUUCUAUGCCAUCAGCAACAGCGCCACCAAUCAGUGAUCCUAUUUAUGCUGAACCAACAGCUCCAAUUGAAGAUAGUUAUGGUAGGAAUGAAGUUGAACAUCAGACAAAUCUACCACCGGAACAUAUUUAUGCUGAACCAGGAAGUGUUCAGCAGCCAUUGUUGCGAUGUGAAUAUGCAUCGCCAAGAGAUAGGCAUACUGACAUGGGUGAUCUAUAUUCGGAACCAAUAACAGGUCAUUGUCGCCGAAAUGAUAUUUGAAACGCAAAUCCUCCAGCCUAUGCAACAACCAACUUUAGUCUAUCGCCAAUGGCAAACAAAUUGCCAUCAGGCACAUCUGCCACAUUACAACGUCCAUCACAAUUACCGUCCACAUCUCAAAACC